This is a messenger RNA of Chilo suppressalis (striped riceborer), 2647 nucleotides long. The record is from the annotation of a GenBank genome assembly. NCBI's taxonomy places the organism in Eukaryota, Metazoa, Arthropoda, Insecta, Lepidoptera, Crambidae.
UCAGUUCAAGCCUCUUCGGCCUCGUCAAGCAAAUCAAUUCAGUAUUUUUAAAAGAGCACGCUUAAAAUUCUACCACAAUUUUUAUUGUGGUAGUAAAAUAUUUCAACGUAAAUUUUAUUUUAACAAGAAGUCCAGAAAUCGUCUCUAUAUUUCUGCACCGAGAAUGUAAGUUAUUCAGUUUAUCAACGCAGUCUUUCACCAAUUUUGAGCACAUCGUGUUCGAAUUAAUGGCAUUGAGGGCUACUUGGCUAUCAAGGAGAGCGAGAUGAUUUUUAUCGCGGCAAAUUGUAAGAUUUCUGGAGGAUUUUCAAAAAACUAGAGUAAACGCGGACGAAAUCGCGGGUGGCCGCUAAUUCAGAAACCAUGGCGAAGGAGUUCCAUCCGAAAUUCGAUCCCAACACGGAAGCAUUUCAGAUGCGGGCUCAAUGGAAAAAAGUUGAUAUUUGCAGGAAGCAAUGGUUCGACCGCUGGAGCUGGUUACUUGACGAAAGGAGAUUGGCUUUGGCAGAAUCAGAAAAAGUACGGACUGCCGCGUUCCUGAGAGAGGUUCCCAAACCAGACCUCACGAAAUCUCUCAAGCCGGUGCCGGCAACAUCUACGGGUUUCAUCGGAUGGCUAGCAGCAAAGCCAGAUUGUCAGCUGGAAAUUUACACCUCAUGGCUGUCAAAAGUGCCAGUGCGAUUGCCAGAUACGUGGGACCACAAGGAUUAUCUAGGACCACAAAAAUAAUAAUCUUAUUUCAUUAAAAAAUGUUUAGUGUACUACAACUAUAAAGUUUAAAAUGUGACCUGGAUACCUAAAAAUCGGAAUAGGAAAUCAGACUUUAACCACGAUUUUUAAAGAUGUCAAUAGUUUUUAUAAUACAUUUGUUUUCGCGAAGGGUGAGUAUUUUAUUAAAUAAUGCAAUUGAAAACUCCUGUUAUUUCAUGGCAAGAUUUCGUUUCGUGACUUCAAUUGAAAAAUUGUAAGCAAUUUGUAACGAACACCUGCUUGUCGUAAACUUAAUUGGCUUCAAAUUACCAUAUGCAAUUUGUAUUGUUUGUCCCGAAGGUAAAAUUCCAUUUAUUUCAUCAUUGCGCUACAUAGGGACAUGCUGGUAGCUUCUUCAUUUUUAAAUUCACUCGUUUAUUUUCGCAUUUGUUCAAUGAGUAUCUAUUAGUCUGGUCAAUUACGGCUCUGCUUUGUGCUCUUGACAAUCUUUAACAAUUGCAAAAUAUUUGAAUAAAGUAACAUAAAACCAUGAUAUAGAUAAAAAGGUCGUUAAAAUGAAAAGAACAUUAAAGUCCUUGAGUCCUUAUUUUUUAUUAAAACCAAUAUCAACGCUUUACUCCCAUUAACGCGCUCAUACACAAAGUGAAAAAAACUACGAAAAAACUAAACAGAAAUUGUAUAACUCUUUCUUCGGUAUUCUAUAAAGGUAAAUAGAAAAGUGUCAAUGUAAAAUAACUAAUUUUACUUUCCCAAAUUUUAGGAAAGCGAUCGCAGAAAGAGCCGAUAUCCAUAGGAGCCUGUAAAAUAAGUCUCACAUUGGAGUUCGAUAGAUCAAAUUUUAGACAUUAAAUAAAAAUUAUCACGCCUUACACAAAAAGUCUGGCAAAAUGUUGCCAUGACUUGUUACAUUAAAGCAGAUGCCCGUAAUAGAGAUUUCAUAAAUGACAAAUAUUCUUAAUGGAACCAUUGUCCAUUUAAAAUGAUAAGUGCUGAGUUUCCUUUGUCUAUCUCUGGUUUGAUGGUGGCCCAGGGAGGCAAUUAUUUUUUGUGCAUCGGAUCCAGAUGUAAACUUAAAGAAUACAGGGAUCUCAACAAUGUUAUCUAAGCUAGCAAUACCUAUAUAUAUUAUAGUCCAUAAUUUUGUAGUACAAAUGUAACACAUUAUCAUCGAAGGUCAAUGGUGACAGUGACACACUGAUAAAACAAAAGAAAGGGACUUAUUAACACGAAAUAUCAAAACAGUAAAAAACGAUAGGUACAUGUAUAUGACGAAGGCCAUUUUAUUUUUUCAUUAAUUAAUUAAAAGAAAUAGUUCUCUGACAUGAUUGGAACUGCGAACGUAUCUAAUUAUUGCUCAUGAGCCAUUUUAAAACAUGAUACUCCCAUCGAAUAAUAUUGUCAGUGUAUGAGAAGCAAAAAAAAGGAUAGCUGAGCUGCGCGGAUUUAUGUAGCGUGGCGUCACUAAUUUAACCGGGAACCAUGUUCGAUGUUCACACAAUACUUAUAUCUGUUCUUACCUUUUCAAAGUGGUAUGCUUCGUCCCGUUGCUGAGUAGCUUGUGUUUGGGUUUGUCAAUAGCUCCGGUGGGCGUGGAGGAUGAGAUUGUUAGGUCACUCGCGAAAGAACUAGUAGACGAGUCUUUGGAGAUGUUGGUUCGCGCCCUUCGCACUCCCGUCUCCGGGCUCCCAGGGCUGCCGACCAGUUCAAGCGCCAGCCGCCCCUUCCCUGGUACCGGGGGUGGCUUUUCCUCAACUGGUACCAUAUACGACAGCAUGACGCUCACUUAUCUUUCAUCAAACGACUCACAGCCCCCUACUGCCGCUCACAAGUAUUAUCUCAAUCACCAACACGUCAUCCAUUAUGAAUUACAAUCAAAAAUUAAUCGUUCACUCAGCAGUCUGUCUUUUCUUCGUGCGCACUAUCGGAGACCUGAAAC